This is a messenger RNA of Vicia faba (fava bean), 612 nucleotides long. The record is from the annotation of a GenBank genome assembly. Lineage: Eukaryota; Viridiplantae; Streptophyta; Magnoliopsida; Fabales; Fabaceae.
AUGGGACUCAUAGUAGAAGUUGAAACCGUUGAUGAAAACGACGACGUUUUGAUUCCACCUCCUAAUUUCUCCAUGGUGGAAGAUUGCAUUUACCGAUCUAGCCUUCCCCAGCCUCCCAAUUUUCCCUUUCUUCAAACGCUAAACCUUCGUUCCAUCAUAUUCUUGUGUCCUGAACCCUAUCCGGAAGAGAAUUUGGAGUUCCUAAAGUCACAGAAUAUUCGCCUAUUUCAAUUUGGAAUUGAGGGGAAAACGGAAGUUUCUUUACCUAUUCUCAGGGAUUCAAUUAUGGAGGCUUUGAAAGUUUUACUUGAUGUGAGAAAUCACCCUGUUUUGAUUCAUUGCAAACGAGGAAAGCAUAGAACAGGUUGCUUAGUUGGUUGCUUCAGAAAGAUUCAGAAUUGGUGUUUGUCUUCUGUGUUUGAGGAGUAUCAGCUAUAUGCUGGUGCUAAAUCCAGGACAGCGGAUUUAACAUUUAUAGAGAUGUUUGACAUCCUAACUCUUAGGCAGUGUCUCUACAGCAUCAUCUACCAGUACCAAGGUGCUUCAAAGAAGCGCAGGUUGAUGUAUCAAGGUGAGACUACGCAGAAACCUCCCCGUUUGACAUCGUUUUAG